Danaus chrysippus (African queen) is the source of this 1185-nucleotide messenger RNA. Lineage: Eukaryota; Metazoa; Arthropoda; Insecta; Lepidoptera; Nymphalidae. The record is from the annotation of a GenBank genome assembly.
AUGUUGCAAUGUCGAGCGUGUCUAAAAGAUGAUGGCUAUUUGGUGCCAUUUAAUGACAAAGACAUUUAUUACUUUAAUUUACUUACUGAUAUAAAUAAUAUCAAGAUAGAAAUAGAGAGUACUUUCUUGGAGGGAAAAAGUGAAGUAAAAGAAGACUGUACUGAUGAGAUAUUAGAAGGAGAUUUGAUUGAUAAUGAAGAAACAGAUUAUGAUUUAUUUAAUAAUGUUAUUAUUAAAGCAGAAGACAAUGAAGAUAUCAGUGAAAAGCUAACAAGACCCUCUAACAUAAAAAGAAAGAAAACACUUCUCUCUUGUGGUCUCUGCAUCAAAACAUUUACUGAAGCCGAUCUACUAACACUUCAUUUGACAUGUCAUAAAAACAGUAAUUCAUGCAAAAUAUGUUCUCGAAAUUUCACUGAGUGGCCGGCAUUAUAUGCCCACCGAUUGGAACACUUGACGAACAAACAAAAACAUUGUCACAUAUGUUUAAAAAAAUGUUACAAACCUGAAUAUCUAGAAUACCAUUACAAAAAGUUUCACACAGAAGACAAAGCUUACACUGUAAAAUGUUCAGAAUGCAGUCACACCUUUACAACGCCAAAGAGAUUACAGAAACACAUGUGGGCCUGCCAUUCUAACAGGAAGUUCUACUGUGAUCAUUGUCCUAAAAUGUUAGUAUUUCCUUAUGUAUUAAGUGAAUUCUUAUUUAAGAUUCAUAAGUUAAGACGACAUACACCACAAAAGGCAUAUUGCAAGAAAUGUUCACGUGUUUUCUGUGAUAAGGAAAAGUUGGACAGUCACAAAUGUUCAGAAAAAGGUACUAUAUGUCCGGUGUGCGGUAAAACUGUUAAGACGCACAAAUUGUUAGGACGCCAUAUGGAAAGUCACGAUAGCGCGGGAAAAUACAAAUGCGAGCGAUGUCCAAAAGUUUAUAAGUCGAAGAGCUCACUAGCGACACAUAACCUCAUACACGACGGGGUGCGGACUAAACAGUGUGAAUAUUGCAACGCUAAGUUCUUCUCGGGAUCAGUUCUUAUAAAACACAGAAGAAUACAUACUGGUGAAAAGCCGUACGUGUGUCGGGUUUGUUGUCGAGGUUUCACUAGCAACCACAACUUAAAGGUGCACAUGAGAGUUCACGGAGAGUACUUGAUAGAAAGAAGAAAAACUGAUGAUGUUGCUUGA